This is a messenger RNA of Aphanomyces astaci, 375 nucleotides long. RefSeq lists its product as hypothetical. The transcript has a single exon. The record is from RefSeq and is a predicted model, not a curated record. NCBI's taxonomy places the organism in Eukaryota, Oomycota, Saprolegniomycetes, Saprolegniales, Verrucalvaceae. Bases 1 to 375 code for a protein of 124 amino acids.
AUGGGGGCCCAACCUGGCAGCAUGGGCAACAUGAUGAUGGGCAACAAUGGCCAAGGCGGUGACAUCUCCGGUGCAAUGGGGGGAGGUCCUUCGUCAGGUCCAAUGUCCAAUGGCAACGGAAUGGGCAAUGGAAUUGGUAACGGAAUGGGCAACGGAAUGGGAAAUGGCGGUAACCAAGAACUCGAGAUCAACGUCACAGUCUCGACUGUUCCCCCCAAAAUCAAUACCACCAACGGUACCACGACGGCCCCAGCCACGACUCUAGCGACGGCGGCGCCAGCAACGACGGCCGUGCGCAGUGGUGCGUCGACGGUAACUGGCGCGGCAACAGCAGUGUUUGUGCUUGUAGUCGCGCUUGGAAUGGCAACGGUGUAG